AUGGGACGCGGCGCGGACGCCGCCGGCGGGGACCCGGUCGCGGCGGCGGUGGCGGCGGAGAAGGCGGCGGCGGAGGCGGCGACCUCGCCGCCGUCGCCGCCGUCGUCGUCCUCGCGCGAUUGGCAUUUCCUUCCCUAUCCAGUGGGCCAUCGCAAGCGCGCGUCGUUCGUUCGCCACUACGAGACGCUCCUCGCGGCGCGCGCGGACGCGGCCGCGCGUCACGCGUACGUCCCGUCCGUCCGCGCCGCGCUCGACGGCGACGGCUUCGCGUCGCUCAGGCGACUGAACGUCCUGACGUUCGACCCGGCGGCGCAUCCGGUGCUGCGCGCGUUUCGCGCUCUCAUCGGCGUCGCGGACGACGCGGACCUCUCGCGCGCGCAUUUGUCGUUCCGCGACUUCAGCCGUCGCUCGUCGCACCUCGACGACAAGGCGUCGCUCCUCGCGCCGCUCGCGCGGGACUCGCCCGCGCGCGACGCGUUCGUCGACGCGUACGACGCGCUCGUCCUCGCCGUCGUCGCCCCCGCGGUCGCGGCCGCGAUGGGGCCCGAGCUCGAAGACGCUAUCCUCUACGCCGCGUUUCCGUGCGUGCGCGUCCAGCAGCCGUGCGAGUUUCACACCAUUCGCGCGCACGUGGACUCGAUGUACAACCACCCGGAAGGGAGCGUGAACUGCUGGCUGCCGCUCACGAGCGCGUUUGGCGCGAACACGCUGCAGCUGGAGUCCGCGCCGGGGGCGGAGGACUUUCGCCCGCUCGAGCUGGAUCACGGCGCCGUCGCGAUGUUUCACGGGCACUCCGUCGCGCACUUCACCGUGGCCAACACGACGGACGAAACGCGCGUGUCGCUCGAUUUCCGCGUCGUGCCGCGCAGCGUGCACGACCCGAGCGCGGAGUGCACCGCGCGCAAGGGUCCGGGCGACGCGUCCGCGCGGCAGUGUUACAACGUGUCUGGGUAUUACUCCGCGGCGCGGAGGGGAGACGACGGGAUCUGGCGGAAAGUCGUCUCCGGAAGACCGAGCGCUCGGCACGGGUUCCCGCAUCGCAACGACGAGAUGGCGUAGUGUGGUGAUUCGCGCGUAAACGUACUGCAGUGCAGGUAGCUCUAGAUGUAUAUUAGUAGUUAUAUAGUAGUAGCAGC
Micromonas pusilla CCMP1545 is the source of this 1136-nucleotide messenger RNA. RefSeq lists its product as uncharacterized. The transcript has a single exon. NCBI's taxonomy places the organism in Eukaryota, Viridiplantae, Chlorophyta, Mamiellophyceae, Mamiellales, Mamiellaceae. The record is from RefSeq and is a predicted model, not a curated record. Bases 1 to 1059 code for a protein of 352 amino acids.